AUGCUUAGCAACCACACUACGCCCCACCAAACGGCGUUGGGAGAUUUCGAUGUAUCCUUCAAGGACGAUGCUUUCGAUGUGCCUGGAGAUAGCUCACGCUUACGGAAAUCAUUAAUAUAUCAGAGCCCUAGGCAGAUUGAGCAAGUAGAGCCUAACCUUAACGUACCAAUACGGUGGGCGCCAACUGUCUUAUCCUUGAGAUGCAUUGGCUGCAUCUGGGCGGUCAACGCCCACACACGCCAACUCAUGGACGGAGGUCUCUUACGCGGAUUGCCUGAGGUGUUCUUCGAUGCAGAUCAGAUUGGAAGUCUGAUGUUUAUCACCGGUGCUAUUAAUAAUCAUCUUCGAAGCCCAGGACCCCGAAUUCAAGCACAAUCCGAGAACUACGGAACUCUUAAACGCAAAUUCCAUCAUGUAUGUGAAUACCUGAAACAAAUGCAACUCAUGGGCGUAUGUUCAGCCACCAUAUUCCAACACCUUCGCCACCACUUACACUGGAGUACGGUGAUUAGAGCCCGACCAUUUCCUCUUUCGAAGCCGCAAUCCCCAGUUAAUCAAAACGAUGCAGUAUUCUCACUGGCUAGUUAUGUGAAUGGGUAA
Messenger RNA from Lindgomyces ingoldianus, 600 nucleotides. RefSeq lists its product as uncharacterized. The transcript is spliced from 8 exons. The record is from RefSeq and is a predicted model, not a curated record. Lineage: Eukaryota; Fungi; Ascomycota; Dothideomycetes; Pleosporales; Lindgomycetaceae. Bases 1 to 600 code for a protein of 199 amino acids.